CUCGUGAGAGGAAGGCGUCGCUCCUUCUCGUCGUGUAUAUCUGUGGCCGCUCCGAGAAUAAGUCCUGUGAUUUGAAGUGAUUUGUGUGAAAUAUUUCGAGUGAGUGAAAGAUACAAUGACGUAAAUGCAGAGUGUGGUCGUUUUUUAAAAAGGAAGUGGCGAAAGAAAAAGAGAAAAGUUACGGGGAUUUGAAGUCGCUGUGACGAGGCGCUGCUUACCUGUCCUGAACAAAAUGGGUGACGAGGCCAUCACGGCGCGUCGCGCGCAGGAGCGGGAGAACCUCCGCCACAUCAUCCAGCAGUGGAACGCCAACAGACUUGACCUCUUCGAAAUCUCAGAGCCCAAUGAGGAUUUGGAGUUCCACGGCGUGAUGCGGUUCUACUUCCAGGACUCUGGCCAGAAGGUGGCCACCAAGUGCAUCCGCGUGUCCAGCAACGCCAACUGCCGCUACGUGAUCGAGACGCUGGUCGAGAAGUUCCGGCCGGACAUGAGGAUGCUCUCCAUCCCCGAGUACGCGCUCUACGAAAUCCACGAGAAUGGAGAGGAGCGACGACUCGCCGACGACGAGAAGCCUCUGCUGGUGCAACUCAACUGGAACAAGGACGACCGCGAGGGGCGCUUCCUGCUGCGAAGGAUGGACCUCAAGUCCGCCAUGGGGGGAGAGGCAGGUCAUACCAUAGUCAACACCCUGCCUCCUCACCCCACCACUCCCGUGCCUUCCAAAGACCAGCCUUUCACACGCAAGCUCUCCAAGCGCGAGAAGAAGGAGCUCAAGAAGGCAGAGAAAAUGCGAAGAGCCAAUGAGACAAAUGAGAAUGAUUCCUCUGUAGCUGAGAAAUUAUAUACAGAAUUGCCAGAGACAAGCUUCACACGCAGCAUAAGCAACCCUGAGGCAGUUAUGAGACGACGACGAGCACAGAAGUUAGAGAAGAAGCUGCAACAGUUUCGAAGUAAAGAUGGUGGGCCAGACACAGGUGGCACUCUGAAGAUUUAUGGUGAAUCUCUACGUCCUGAUGUGCCUUACAAGACACUGCUUCUGUCUGUCCGUGACAAUGCUCUUAGUGUUGUUCGGGAGAUGCUCGACAAAUAUGGGCUCUAUAAGGAAGACCCCAAUAACUACUGUCUCAUACAGAAUGUAGUUGGAGGUGACGAAGGAUAUGGAGGAGCCACGUCCCCACAGAAGGAAUAUAUCCUUGAUGAUGAUGAAUGUCCUUUGGCCAUUCUGAUGAAUCAUCCCCCAUCUAGAG
Molecule: messenger RNA, 1247 nt
Organism: Penaeus indicus
Lineage: Eukaryota; Metazoa; Arthropoda; Malacostraca; Decapoda; Penaeidae
Product: afadin-like
Exons: 8
Biological process (GO): regulation of protein localization; signal transduction
Cellular component (GO): adherens junction
Molecular function (GO): cell adhesion molecule binding
Source: RefSeq, a predicted model, not a curated record